AUGAAGUCGGGGGAUGUUGUUUCGGUCGUCGUUGUGGGCCUUGCCCUCAUUGUAGAUGUAGCAACGCGACUGCGAGGAUCUAAACACCCUCUACCAGUCUGGUCUCCCCUGCGCAAUUUUCUCACCCUCCACGACUUGGACGAGACUAUUGGAGAACCCACACACCGUUCCUUCCUCACAUCUGCCGCAUUGGUUCUCCUUCCUCUUUUCCAGUCCACAUUACUUCUUGGCUGUUUUGUAACAGCUCUAGUGUCCGGUCAACCUUACAUAGAAUGGUUUCUUCUGUCUCUUGUUUGGGGCUAUACCUCCCUGAGGCUCGCAUUAGAACCACCCAUUACUCCCCCAUACCUUUCCGUCGCGUUCGCGUUCAUACAAGCUGCUGCUCCAUUAAUCGAGUUAACACUUGAUGCCGUCGACACUGGAGGCACACCUAGAGCUAUCCUUUUCAAUGUCUUGCGGGCUAUCCUUCCAACUAUCUUCCUCUUCGUUCUUGGAACACUUCCCAUGCAAAGCGUUGCAGCUGCGCAAAACAUCGCCAAACCAACUGAUGCGCCUUCGGUCACAAUGUCGUGUCCAGAGGACAAUGUUACCUUGUGGCAAUGGGCAACGUUCUCUUUUGUUGAACCAAUAUUUCAUCAGGCCAACAAGGCAACCCUCAAUGAUACAGACGUCUGGAGUCUCUCCCCUUACUUCAAGCACAAGAACCUGUUCAACAAAUACCUCAAAUACCGUGCUAAUCACCCCACCCACUCGCUCAUCCGAUUCUUGCUUGCCUCGAAUUCCUUGGAUUUGAUCCUGGAUGUUGUUCUCGAGUUCUGGAGUGCGGUCGUGGGGUUUGUGCCGGCUUAUGCUCUCCAAGAAAUUCUGUCAGAAUUGGCAACUCCAAGCCCCGAAUCGCGGAGUAGAGCUUAUUACUGGACCCUCGUCACCUUUCUCGCACACCUGUCAUUUGCACAGAAGGACUUGAUAAAGGGUUGGCAUACGCGUAGGUGUUAUGAGAGGCAAUAUAGGACGCGUGGUCAAUUGUUUUGUGCACUACACUACAAGUCUUUAGUUCGACAAGACAUGAGCGGGAAAGUUACCACGAAAGAUGGAGAGGAAACUGAAAAUGCUGCGAAUCUUGGUAAAAUCGUCAAUCUGAUGCAGGGUGAUUCUUACGCCGUCGCGCAACGUUUUUGGGAGUUUUCUGCCCUCUUUGCUUCGCCUGUGCGCUUGGUUAUCGCACUUGUUUUCCUCUACAACAUCCUUGGUUGGAGUGCCUUGUCUGGCGUUGUUGUCGUGUUAUUGGCCUAUGUGGUCAAUUAUCCGCUGGCUCGUUACAACAUAUACAUCACCCGAGAAAGCUGGAAAUCUCGGGACCUACGCAUGGAGCGCGUGAAUGAACUUCUCCAGAACAUCCGUUUCCUCAAAUUCUUUGGCUGGGAAUAUCAGUGGUCAAGCACGGCCGGUAAAGCUCGAGAGACAGAGCUCGGAUGGCGGGUCAAAGAAAACGCUGUUGACACAAUUAUUUCCUUUAUCUGGACUUGGAUUCCGUCGGCCACAGCGCUCUCGUCCUUCCUCUGCUAUACGCUCAUCGCAGGCGAACGCCUAACUGUUUCAAAAGCAUUCACAUCGUUGGCACUAUUCUCUCAAUUGCAAGAGCCCAUGACUGCGCUUCCCGGCCAAUUCUUUGCGAUGCUGCAUGCCUAUGUGUCGAUGCAGCGAAUAGAGGCCUUCUUGACUGAAGACGAGGUGCCCAAGUGGGCUUCUACACUUACCAACGGGGCUGAACAGCGUGCUCAAAGCACGGAUAUUGGGUUCGAAUCUGGCGUAUUUGAGUGGCAAGUGCCCUCCGAAUCCUCUCUUAAUUCUGCUCGGUUUCAACUUGGACCACUAAACAUCAGUUUUCCCCGUGGAAAAUUAACGCUCGUCAGCGGAGCCACAGGUUCUGGUAAAACUGCAUUGCUGUCAGCACUGCUUGGAGAAAUGCAUUGCGUGGAUGGGCAAGUCUAUCUUAACAAAUCCGGGCAUCAAGUUGCCUAUUGCGCUCAAAACCCGUGGUUGGAACAUGCGACGAUUCGCGAUAACAUUGUUUUUGGUGCCUCGUUCGGGUUUGACGAAGCUCGAUAUCAGGCGGUCAUAGAAGCGUGUGCUCUCCUCCCUGACCUCAAGAUUUUCGAUGCUGGCGAUAUGACUGGCAAGUUUAGCAUGAUGUCCGUUGCUUGUCAACGCUUACCAACGUUCAUAGAAAUCGGAGAACGCGGCGUCACUUUAUCCGGAGGACAACGUGCCAGGAUUGCAUUAGCGCGGAGUCUUUACUCCCAAGCGAAGUGUAUUCUUCUUGAUGAUCCCUUGGCAGCUGUGGACAUGCAUACGGCCACCCAUAUAGUCGAGAACUGUUUGACAGGAUUUUUUGCUCAAGAUCGGACGAUCAUUCUAGUUACACACCAUAUCAGCCUCUGUCUGCCGGUGGCCCACUACAUCGUUGAAUUGGCCGAAGGACAAGUUUUACGCCAAGGGACUAUCAAAAGCUUCGAGCAAACCGGCAUCCUGCAAAAGGUGGUCGAAACCGAAGACCAACCCUUCGUGGAAGAAGAGAAGGAGGUGUCUAUCCCAGCUGAAAACGAGGCCGAUGCAAUUUUGCCAAAAGUUGUCGAGCCAGUCAAGCGGGUCCGCACCGAUGGGAAGCUGAUUGAAGCAGAAGCACGGGCAGAGGGGCGAGUCUCUUUGAGGACAUACCUCACUUAUAUCCGUGCCGCGGGCCUUUUCUCUUGGAUUUUCACGCUGCUUUUGAUGCUCCUGAUCCGUGGGAUCAAUAUUACUAAUCAAGUUUUCUUGGCUGAAUGGGGCGAGGCAUACCAAGAAGAUGUUAUCGUCAGCUUGUUCAACAAACUCCACGCGCAAACUCUCCCCUGGGACGGCCUGCCUUCUCCCAAUGUAAACGUACGGCCCUGGCUGAUGAUUUACCUUGAAAUAUCGCUGCUCGGGGCAUUUUCGGUAUUCGUAUAUAUCGGUCUCGGCUACUACGCGAGUCUUCAGGCAUCGCGAUCCCUCUUUCUCUCCCUGCUGCGUCGCUUGACUCGUGCGCCAGCCCGUUUUUUCGACGUUACCCCAAUCGGGCGGAUUCUCAACCGUUUCACCACCGACAUCAACGUUAUUGACGGGGCCCUCCAAAAUUCUGCCAGGAGCUGUCUUUCUGGAGUCCUGAACUUUAUCGCUUCCUUUUGCGUUAUCCUCUUUGUCAUCCCCCGUUUCGCCCCGUUUGCGUUGUUCAUCGCUUGGCUCUACAUCCGCUUGGCUCCACGCUUCGUAAGGGCCUCGAGAGAUUUGCGCCGCUUAGAGUCCAUCUCGCUGAGCCCGGCUUUUGCUGGUUUUGAUGAGCUCCUGCGAGGUAUAACGCAUGUUCGGGCGUUUGGGAUGGAACAGCGGUACCAGGACCGUUUCUACGCGAGAGUAGACAAGUUCCAGUCCUUUGAUCACGUCUAUUGGCUCGUCAGCGGAUGGUUACGAUGGCGCUAUGACUGUCUUGGCUCGCUGGUCGUGUUCGCAACGACGUUGUUUGCAUUAUGGGCUCGUGUGUCGAAUGGUUUGGCAGCCAUCGUCAUUGUCCAGGCGGGAAUAUUUGCUGAAGCUAGUCGACAGCUUGUGCGAGUUGCAGCACAGCUUGAGCUCGACUUCAAUAGCGUUGAGCGUGUCAUUGAGUACCUUGACAUUCCUCAAGAAGCACCCGCAGUUGUCAAGGAAAGCAGACCGCCGGCUUACUGGCCAUCGAGCAGCGGGAGCCUUGUUGUGGAGAACCUGGAGGUCCGAUAUGCGCCGGAUUUACCGUCGGUUCUGCGGCAACUAUCCUUCACCAUCCGUCCCUCCGAGAAGAUCGGAGUCGUGGGACGGACCGGCUCGGGCAAGUCCACGCUGGCGUUGUCGCUUCUUCGAAUGGUGGAGCCUGUAGGAGGGAGAAUAUUCGUUGACGGCGUUGACAUCUCCACAAUUGGGUUGGAAGAUUUACGGACUAAAAUCACCAUCGUCAGUCAGGAUGUCUCGCUGUUUUCUGGGACAAUACGCAGCAACUUGGACCCUCUUGGGCAGAGUACUGAUGAAGAAUGCGUGGAGGUGUUGGAGCGGUGUCAUCUCACGACGCUAUUGAAGCACAAAGAGUCGAGCAUUCUCGAUAUGCCGGUCAGUGCCGGGUCUUUGAGUGCCGGAGAGCGGCAGUUGGUCGCGUUGUCGAGGGCUAUUCUAAGGAGGACGAAUAUCAUCAUCAUGGAUGAAGCGACGAGCCAGAUUGAUUCACACUUAGAUGACCAGAUCCAGAAGACGAUCCGGGAAGAGCUAUCUGGCGCUAUUGUUAUUACCAUCGCACAUAGACUCAAGACCAUCAUCGACUACGACCGCAUUCUGGUUUUGCAUGACGGCGAGCUGGCGGAGUUUGGCACGCCUAGAGAGUUGCUGCGUAGACAGGGUGGUAUUUUGCGGGAGAUGUGCAGGAAGAGUCCGGACUGGCCAUUGUUUGCCGCGAUAGCUACUUAG
Molecule: messenger RNA, 4506 nt
Organism: Mycena indigotica
Lineage: Eukaryota; Fungi; Basidiomycota; Agaricomycetes; Agaricales; Mycenaceae
Product: P-loop containing nucleoside triphosphate hydrolase protein
Exons: 20
Coding region: 1-4506 (1501 amino acids)
Biological process (GO): transmembrane transport
Cellular component (GO): fungal-type vacuole; membrane
Molecular function (GO): ATP binding; ABC-type peptide transporter activity; ATP hydrolysis activity
Source: RefSeq, a predicted model, not a curated record